AUGGAAUUUCAUGAAAGCCAGCAAAGUCAGAAAAAAAGUGUGAUGAAGAAAGUGAAGACCUUCAUCGGGAGGAUGCUGUCAGCCCGGCACAGACACAAGCCAGCCGGUUCGGGCGCCCCCAGCCCCCAGAAAGCCCUCCUUCCCCACCCGCAGAGCCUUCCUCCUGAAGGUGCCCAGGAGCUGCCGCCGCCCAGGCUCCGCUCCACUCCGAGGAUGAGAAAACUCCCACAGAACGCUCUCCAACUCGACGUUGUAGAAGCAGAGACAGAGGAGAUCACCCGCGGAAGCACACUGCUCCGGGCCAGAACCACCAGACGGCUGUCGGUGACAUCCCUCCCUGCGGGGCUGCACAAGGAAAAACCACCAUCCCUCAGGUUUGACAGCGUUGUCCAGCACAUGGCUGCACUUCUUUGUGUUUAUCUGUCACAGGUGGAUGACCUCAUAGAAACAGUGACUGACAAGUCCCUGAAGUUACUGGCCCAAAGGCACGCUGAGCUUCAACAGUGUGAGUUUCUAGGGGACGAAAUUCUUCAGUCUUCUAAGCAGUUCCAGAGGAUUUCCAAGAGAACCAUGAGGAAGUAUAAAUUGAAGAAUGUGUGUUUCCCAUGUACCUGCUGCUGCUUCUGA
Myotis davidii is the source of this 627-nucleotide messenger RNA. RefSeq lists its product as uncharacterized. The record is from RefSeq and is a predicted model, not a curated record. The transcript has 3 exons. Lineage: Eukaryota; Metazoa; Chordata; Mammalia; Chiroptera; Vespertilionidae. The coding region runs from base 1 to 627 and encodes 208 amino acids.